GUACAUGAAUAUCUUACAAAUAUGCUCUUAUCUUUAAAUUAUUAAGUUUAAGUUUGGAAACGAUUCGAUUAACAAGAUUGUAAUAAUAAUUUAUACCAAUUUUGUUUUCAUCUUUGAUCUCUUAGUCAAUUUUUUAUAUAAACAGAAUGGAGGGUAAAGAGGAAAAUGGUAUGAGUGUAGUUGACGAAUCUAAUAUCGAAAGUCGUGAAAAAUCUAAUUUAAGAGGUGGGGAUAAGGACAAAAUCAAUCUACAUGUCAGUAAACUUCGAGAGAAUCAAGAUGAGGAAACUGAAGAUGUCAAUGAUGAAGACUUUAUGAAAGAAAUGGACGUGGUUGAUGCUUGGGAAGGUGAAGAAGAUCGUUUAAAUGAAGACACAAGACGAGGGAAUCAUCCAAGGGAACGUGAAAAAAGACUUACAUCUAGGGAACGACGUAGACUUGAAAGAAGAGCCGAGAGUCGAGAAAGAGAAAGACUUAGGAAAGAAGAAAAGAAGCGAGAACCAAUCCGUCGUGAUCCAUUAAAAAGCAAUAAAGAUAUUGAACGAGACAAAAUCCGUGCGAAAAAGGACUCUGAGAGUAAACUUUUGGCAGAGAAAGAAAGAGCCAUAAAGCAUAUUUUAGAUUCCGAUGAAGUUGUUCCACCUGGAACAGAAGAAGAUGCUAUUGAAAGUAUAGUUGAGAAGCAAACACAACAAGAAACAAGUCAACGUCGAAAGAGCUUGGAAAGAUAUAAAAUUAGUCCUUCGAGGAGAAGAAGAGUAAGUCCAUACAGAAAUCGAAGAAGUCCUUAUCAAAUGACCCCUGAAAGAAGAAGAAACUCACAACAUCGUAGAAGUCCACUUAUUCUCAGUCCUGAUCGUCGCAGAAGUCCCGAUAGGCGUAGAAAAUCAAGUUGGGAUCGUAGAAACAGUACUGAAAGAAGAUGGAGCAUCGAAAGGCAAAAACGAAGAUUGGAACAACGUGAUCGUGAAUUCAAGGUGUCGAGUAGAAGGAGCCGAUCUCGCGAUCGUCACCGUAGUUCCAGCAUUGAACGACGCAAAAGGUACAGCCGAUCACCACGACGUCGAAGCCCCAGCCGCAGCAGAUCUCCAGAUCGACGCAGAAAACGCUCUCCAUUUAUCAAUGAAAUUGCUAGGCAGUUAAGAAACGAAAUGGAAGUUGCAUCUACUCUAAACAGAUAUUCAGGACCGGUAAAUGUGUCAUCUUCAUCUUUUCACAUUGAUUCUCAACCAAGACUACCUUUGUUGCCAAAUCCAAAUUUUACACCACAGGGGCCAGUAAUUGCUGGACCUUCGUCAAUGUCAAGUGCUAUUGGACCACCAGGUAUGAACGUGCCUUCUGGAGCACCUCGAAUGUCGGGACCAGCGCCAUUCAUCAACUUCGACAUACUGCCGCAAGGACAAGUGAUGAACUUUGAACAGAUGCCAGUGCAUUUAGGUCCACCCGACUUUUCACCAGCACCACCAGUGUUCGGACAACCGAAUCCUGUACACAGAACUGGACCUCUUCCUGUACCUGUUCCAAUACUUGCACCAGGACCACCGACUGGACAACUUAUUUUGGGUCCCCCGGGUCUACCAUUACCUGUUCCUUCACCACAACCUGUUCCGGCUCCUGGGAUUUCGGAGCCAUCUUCAGUCUACAAUUCAUUACGACAGCCUAUAUCUCAAAUAUCUCCAAAUCACAAUCUAUUGGAAACCAAUAAAAAUGUCAAUUCUUCACAGCAAACAACGUACCACGAUUGCAGAUCAUCAUCACCUUAUAAUAUUCAGGAGAUGACCCAGGAUGAACGCUUAAAAACACCAGAGCCACCUGUUAUUUCCAAUUCCAAACGUUUUGAAAAAACCAGCUUAUCUAGUCUCUUGGAAGCAUCAGUCUCUACAAAAGAUUCAAAAAAUUCUUCUGUCUUAUAUCCAGGAUUCCGACCAGAAAUUCUCCGUCAUUGUGAGUAUGCGUUGCGAGAUUUACCAUCGGAAGAUCCACGUUUAAAGAUGAAGGGCAGAUUUUUCUUUGAUCCUACUAAAGAACUCACGCCAAAUGAAACUGCUGAAGAAACUUCAAAUUCCAUUCUUCUUCGUAAGGGUAAAAAUAAAAUUGAUUGGGAAGAUUUGGAAGAGACUCAGUCUGCAUCUAAAUCAUCUAUUCAAAUGCACCAGAAAAUCUGUCAAACGGACGAAUUAGAAACAGCAUCAAUGGGCGUUCAAGCAAGUGUGAGCGUUGCCCACAUUGGGAUUCAAGUGUAUUCCACGGACAUACAGCAACCGUUUACUCAACAAGAAAAGAGACCACUUACUGAUCGUUUGGAUUGGAGUAUGAGAGAAACAUAUGAUUACUCCAAUAAGAUGAGAGAUUCAGAGGACUUAAGAUGGAGCUUAAGUAGCUCUCAAAAGCGAACUCCUUGGGGACGCACAAUUUCCCCUGAACGACCAUUUAAAUCUUUAAAUGAGCAUAACUUAGGUCAAAGUUCUAGUUUGACCGCAAAUAUAAAUCCAUCUAUUGAACAUUCUCGAAACUUUAAUUCAGAAUUGCCCCCUAGAGAAUCUUUUACAGGUAAUAGAGGAUCUGACCACAUGAGAUCCGGAAAUUAUGCUCAUACUUUGAAUCGCAAUUUCGAUGAAAGAAUUAAUUAUCGAGAAGAAAGAGUUAACUUUCGUGAAGAGAUGUCUGAUGAAAUACGAGGCUCAAGUCCCAUGACUACGGAUGAUCCACCUGAAGAUUUAGAUUUGGAACACGAAAAUUUCUCGAGAGAAUCUAUUGGAUCAAGUAAAGCAGCGCUUUUCUUUAAAUCUCGUGCACCCCGUGAAAUACCGAUGGGAGGACGACCACCAGCAAGAGGAAAUUUUCGCGGCAAAUAUUGGUAAAAACUCUAGUAAAAAAAGAUCACUUGAAAUAUUUGCCAUUAAAAAAACCAUUUUUCUACUUUAAGUCAUACAGUCUUUAUUAGUAACUAAAUUUAACCACCAAAGCCAUUAUAUGUUCAGCUUAAGUCUUGGAAAUUUGUUAUACAUGAUUGUAAACUCUACACUUUGUAAACUCUUGUCGAGUACAGCUUUCUGAUUAAAAAUUUGAAGCAAUCA
Leptopilina boulardi is the source of this 3077-nucleotide messenger RNA. Its product is annotated as serine/arginine repetitive matrix protein 1-like. Bases 147 to 2861 code for a protein of 904 amino acids. The record is from RefSeq and is a predicted model, not a curated record. Lineage: Eukaryota; Metazoa; Arthropoda; Insecta; Hymenoptera; Figitidae. The transcript has 7 exons.